This is a messenger RNA of Terrapene triunguis (Three-toed box turtle), 2605 nucleotides long. Its product is annotated as C2 domain-containing protein 2. Lineage: Eukaryota; Metazoa; Chordata; Testudines; Emydidae. The transcript is spliced from 14 exons. The record is from RefSeq and is a predicted model, not a curated record. Bases 426 to 2513 code for a protein of 695 amino acids.
GGUGCCCGCCCGGCCCGGCGCUUGCAAGGCUCCCCGCCCCGCGCAGCCUGGGCUGGGCAGCGCGCAGAGGACGCAGCGGCGCAGGCUGCUGGCGAGGGGCCCCGGGACCCUAGCGGCCCCUGCGGGCAUCGCCUUCACGGGCUGGGACUGGCGGUCAUUUCCCUCUGCUCCCGGCUGCGGGGUGGCUCCGGCUCAAGGGCGGCUCUUCUGGCCUGCUCUGCCCUAGGGCGUCCUCGGGCCGGACUGUGCGCCAGCCGGCGUCUGUCAUUGGAUUGCAAAGGGCGAGCUCGGUGCUCUCAGCGAUCCGGCUGAGGUAGCGCGGGAGAAGCAAAUGCCUUGAAGUUUUCUCCCCCGGCGAGGGGAGGGACCCUGGCACGCGAAGACCGUACGGGCGGAGCGGGGCAGCCGGCUGGUUAUGUGCAGUCAUGGCUUGGCCGGCGUAUUGGGUGGACGAGAUCCAGUGGUUUACCCUGGUCACUCUGUUUGUGGCUGCCCUGGUCACUCUGGCCAUCUACCUGGUGCAAUAUGCUCUGGUCGCUCUGCGGAACAGCAGGAGGAAACCGCCGUCGUCGGAUGAACUUCUGCAGGGAAAUGACACCCUAUUGGCCUGGGUGCUGUCUCUGAACAGCUGGAGGACCCAGUGGCAGAAAGCUUGGAUAACAGCCCUGAAUGCAGAAGCCAAAGUGAGAGGGGAUUCGUUGUUGCUUACAUUUGAAGAAGACACAACUCCUCAGCCACUGGAGCUAGCAGUUAGACGGGUUGUAAGUGUUGUAAAGUCAGCCCAAGAGAAGGUGGUUUCUUGUAAUGUAGUGGGAGACUCCAUUCAAUUUAUUGUUCAUGUGUCACAUACUUCACCUACUACCACAGAAUGUCAGUCAUACAGUGUGAAACUGUCUCCACUUCACUUACAGCUGGAACUCUCUCUGAAAGAAAAAGGAGAAGACAUUGAAGUUGUGUGGUCCUUCCUUAAUGCCUCUGAAACUAAUAUUAAAAUCCAGCCAACAGCAGUGCAGGAGGGCCAGAUGGCUGAGACAUGUGCAAUAUUUGAGCCAUUCAGAGAUGUUUUCCAGAAUCUAAUUAGUUUAGUUUCACCAUCUGUAAUUUUGAGUACAAAACCUACAGAUAUAAUAAAGGAGGUACAGAAUGUACAAAACAUAGGAACUCUCCCCCAGGGCACCAGCCCUCCGAAACCUCCAAGGAUUCAUGAACUAAAACUGCUAGUGAAGAACAUUGUAGCCACACUGACUGAUCACAGUGCUGCAGGCAGCAUAAAUCCAGUGUGUGUAACUCAGUUGAAUGAUCCUCUACAGAAAUUUUCCAGCUCUGUAGCCAAAAAUGGCACUAACCUCUCUUGGAAAGAGGAGUUCAUCUUUGAAUUAAAUGCCAAAUCAAAAGAGUUACAACUGCAGAUCUUGGAAGAUGGGAAAUUGGAUAGUUCUUUUUCAGCAUGGGCAACUGUACCUUUAGACUUGUUCAGGAAACAGCCUUCUGGACAACAAAGCUUUGCACUGACAAGCAGGCCCAGCGGCCAUAGCCCUGUGUUAGGAUCGGUCACUGCAGAGUUCUCUUAUGUAGAACCUAAUGAGUCAAAGUCCUGGCAAGUUCCUGCUCAGCUUCCUGCCACAAAAAUAGAAAAGGAUCGAACCGUGAUGCCUUGUGGGACUGUAGUCACUACUGUCACUGCUGUGAAAACCAAACCUCGACUUGAAGGGAAACAUUCUGCACUGAGCCCAGAUUCUCCUGUGAAAACUCAUGCUAAAGAGAAAAUGAUUGAAAAGGAUUUCUCAGUUCAAGCAAUCCAUUGUCAAGGUGCUCCGGUCAGCAAAGUGUUAUCCUCUUCGGAUACAGAGCUGCUGGUGUUGAAUGGCACUGAUCCAGUUGCUGAAGCAGCCAUUCGACAGUUAAGUGAGUCUGCAAAGCAGAAGCUGAAAUCUCCAAGAAAGAAAAGCACCAUUAUCAUAUCAGGGGUGUCCAAGACCUCCUUAUCUCAGGACAGUGAAGCUGCACUGAUGAUGGACUAUGCAGCAGCCAUGGAUGACUCAUGUAAAGAGGAAGCCCCUUCCAUGGUGGGGGAUUCUACCACAGAAGUCCCCAAUAAAAAACUACCACUAGCUGCUUCACAAAUGCUACCUGCCACUGACCCAGAGGAAAAUAGCCAUAAUGCGUGGGACUUGGAUAACAGCAGCCAACAAUGGACCAGCAAUGCACUCUUAGACCAGGACUGUGAAGAGAUGUCCGGGAGUUCAUUAAGUGUCUCGGAAUCUGGGAGUGUGAAAAAAUCUAAAGGUGGAAUUUUGAAAAAAAGUGCAAAGCUGUUUUUCCGUCGGCGGCAUCAUCAGAAGGAUCCAGGAAUGAGCCAGUCACACAAUGACCUUGUUUACCUGCAGCAGCCAACAUCUGAUGAAACCCGAAGGAAGGGAGCAACGCUAACACGCAUCCUUCACAAGAAAAUUCUUUCUAAGAACAAAAGCAAGAACAAGCUGAAUGGCACUUCCAUGGAGCCAUGUGUAUAAAACCUAAUGCUCUCUAAAUGAUACUUGCACAUCAAUUGAUCAGCGGUUUACAAAACAAUACUAGAAGAUGUAAACACAGAUUGUGACAUGCA